Blastomyces gilchristii SLH14081 is the source of this 1142-nucleotide messenger RNA. RefSeq lists its product as uncharacterized. Bases 69 to 527 code for a protein of 152 amino acids. Lineage: Eukaryota; Fungi; Ascomycota; Eurotiomycetes; Onygenales; Ajellomycetaceae. The record is from RefSeq and is a predicted model, not a curated record. The transcript has 3 exons.
ACUUAAUUAGUACUUGUCACUCACCGCAGUUGAAAUCAAAUGAUAUUUUAUUUAUCUAUGAAGCUGAUAUGUACAUUACUGUCCUAGUUCAUAGUUCAUCCUCCUUUUGGCCUCCUCCAUCUUCUGCCGUGUUCGAUACAGCAAGCAAAAACCAUGAAACCAUCAAAGCUGCCUUUCCCACCCACUCGCUCUCUGCCCCUCCAUGCACAUUGCGGAGCUUCCUAGAAAGAUAUCCCCCGCAUGAGCCGAAAGCCAUCUGCAACCCCAAGCCAUUGAUUAGGCGGACGCUUCCGCCCAUCCGUUGGCCUAUCGAAUUUGUGGCCUUGAUAAUAAUAAUCGCCUCGCUACCCUACCCUACCUGCACCUCCGUCCGUGGUCUGUAUGAAAGCUAUGAUAUAAAUAAACCUGAGCGAUGCAGGUCAAAUCAGCAGCCUGUACAUACAUGGAUGUACUGUACACCUCCAGCGCCCAUUUGGAGAAGACCAAGAUCAAGAAGAAGAAUAUGCCUGAAUAAUGUCCUUGACUGAUGAGAGAUGAGAGAAUAUACUGGUGAUAAAGCCCGCAAGUUUAUGUACAUGUAUCUAUCUUGCAUUGACAUUUCUCUGCAAGACUAUGGUGAAAUAAGAUGAGCAUAUAUAUAAGCAACUUCUAUGCAAAUCCUUCUAUCCAUACGAUUUUACCGAUGACAGGUGAGGGCCAAGACAAUGAAAGCUAUUCCCUUCUAUCUUCUAUAGGAAAAAAAAAAGAAAGAAAAGGAGAAAGAAAAGAAAAAAGGGAAACAGUAGAGAACAAACGAGAAAAGACACUAUCAGACUGCUACAAUCAAGCUUUUAAAUAUCACCAACCCAGAAAAUAUUUCUGAAAACCCUCGAGAAAGAAAAGGAAAACAAGACAUAAGCCCCUUACCACCUGUUCCUCUUAACAUCAUCAUAUCAUCAUGCCAAUCAUCAUAAUUGACAACCGUAUGCGGCCCAAUUUCUCCUCCCCCUCCGUGCAAUGUGCCGUGAUGGCCCAUUCCUUCUCCCUUGUUCAUGCAGGAGCACAAAAUCCGCACGGGCAUUUUUAGACAUAUGAAUUAUCUUUUCCGGUCUCCACGAGCUCUUUCUCCAAGCCCUUGAUGUAUGCGUGUAUAGUCUUACUCC